GUCACGGUCGUAAGGGCAUCGUAGCUCCGCUCCCCGCCCCUACGCCAUCCACCCUACGGAUCUAAAUUUAUCGUGUAACCCGCCCUUCGACUUGCAGCGUUUCGAUCUGCGGAACGAGAAAAUUGCCAAGAAGAGUAAACAUGAUCACUAUCAACGUCGUACACUGAUAAGCGAAGGAUAAGCCAGCUCAGGGCCCAACUCUCCCCCCUCCCCAACCCCUCCAGCCAAUCGCCCGUCCCGGUCAGUAUCCGCGUGGCGCGACGAGGCCUCGUCUACCGGCCCUCGCUACCCGAAGCCGCGGUCAUGGAGGUGGACGAGAACAACAAUAGCAUCGGAAGCAUCGACGGCAGCGUCGAGGAUAUUACGGAGGCUGAGAAAUGUUGCUCCAAGACCAAGCGGCUGAUUGCCGAUCAGGGUAGCGGCAGGUGCAUGAGCACCCAGGCGAUGCAGUCGCUCUACGACCUGAGGCAAAACAAUUUACUCUGCGACGCCGUAAUCAGGCUCGAGGACGGCGGCGUUUUCCCCAUACACCGAGCCAUCCUCUCCGCCUGCAGCACGUACUUCAGAACGCUCUUUACAACGACGCUCCACUCCAAGGAGAAGACGGACUUCCUUCUACCCAACGUCAGCAGCAAGAUAAUGAAUCUUCUCCUCGAGUACGCGUACCUACGGACGCUGGAAAUCAGGCAGGACAACGUCUGCCAGCUCCUCCAAAGCGCCGACUACCUUAACAUCCCUGGUGUCCUCGAGCUCUGCUGCGACUAUCUCCGACUGAAUUUGACCCCGGAGAACUGCAUCGGCAUCAUGCUCUUCGCCAGGGAGUACUUCUGCAGAAACCUCGAGAUCGACGCGCGCCGAUACAUACUCCGCAAUUUCGUGCAGGUCUCCCAGAGGAGUAACGAGAUCCUAAUACUGCCGAUCGCGGAGUUGACGGUGCUGAUCGGAGAAGACGAGGUGAACGUUAAGAAUGAGGAGACGGUGUGGGAGCUGGUGCUCCGUUGGGUCAAUCACGAGGCGGAGGGCCGGAAGGGUCAUAUUGUCGAGCUCAUGCGGAAUAUACGGCUUGGUCUCCUCGAUACCCAGUUCUUUCUCGAGAACGUGAAGGAUCAUCCUUACGUGGCAGGGAACGAGGCCUGUCGACCCAUCAUCAUCGAGACACUCAAGUUCCUCUACGACCUCGAAAUGAUCACGCAGAAGGACGGCGAGAUGCCAACCCCGGAGAUCGCGAGGCCGCGGGUGCCGCACGAGAUACUCUUUGCCAUUGGCGGAUGGAGCGGUAGCGAGGCGACCGACCUCAUCGAAACCUACGACACGAGAGCGGAUCGUUGGGUCAAGGUAUCGCACGUUGAUCCAUCUGGGCCAAGGGCUUAUCAUGGCACGGCCGUUGUCGGAUACAAUAUCUACGUGAUCGGCGGCUUUAACGGAAUGGACUUCUUUAAUAGCUGUAGAUGCUUCAACGCCGUGACGAAAAUUUGGAGGGAGGUCGCGCCGAUGAACGCCAGAAGGUCGUACGUGAGCGUGGCCGUUCUCAACGACAUCAUAUACGCGAUGGGCGGCUUUGACGGCUACCAUCGUCAAAACACCGCCGAGCGCUACGAUUAUCGGCGCAAUCAGUGGUCCCUCAUCGCUCCCAUGAACGUUCAGAGAUCGGAUGCGAGCGCCACGGCAUUGAACGGUAAAAUCUACAUAACGGGUGGAUUCAAUGGUCGGGAGUGCAUAAGUUCCGUCGAAGUUUACGAUCCGCACACUAACCAGUGGACCAUGAUUACCCCGAUGAGGUCGCGUCGAAGCGGAGUCUCCUGCAUCGCUUAUCACGGCUGCGUUUACGCUAUAGGAGGAUUCAAUGGUGUAUCGAGGAUGUGUUGCGGAGAAAAGUACAGACCGUCCACCAACAGCUGGACACGUAUACCCGACAUGUACAAUCCGCGGAGUAACUUUGCCAUCGAGAUAAUCGACGAUAUGAUUUUUGCUAUAGGCGGUUUUAAUGGCGUCACGACGACUUAUCACGUUGAAUGUUACGAUGAGAAGACUAACGAAUGGUACGAGGCAACGGACAUGAAUAAGUAUCGCUCGGCCGUGUCCGCCUGCGUCAUCACGACCCUACCCAACGUUUACGAUUAUAUCCACAAGGAUCGGGAGCGGCUGAUGCGUCAGAAGCAGCUCUUCGCCCUCGAAGUGCAGCAAAUGCAGCAGCAGCAACAACAUCAGCAACAGCCGUCCCAGGUCAACAAUCGCAACACUCAUCAGCUUGUCGUCUUAUCAAAUCAGCAGCAGUAUUAUCAUCAACGCCAACGCCAGUCGAGACAGUAGGAAGAUAUCGCGGGCCUCCGUGCGCUAUGCAAAAGAUCCAAAAUUCUUAUUGGAUUAAGCCAAUCUGUUUUACCCAAUGAGCUAUCUAGGUUUAUACGUUCGCAUCUUUAAUCCCUUUUUCUUCGUUUCUCGCGAGGUGUAACGAAUAAGCAGCGGACUCGGGAUUUCAGGAUCGUUUAUUUUCAUGCACAUGACGACAUUACAUUUUUACGAGUUGCUUCAAUUC
Molecule: messenger RNA, 2536 nt
Organism: Ceratosolen solmsi marchali
Lineage: Eukaryota; Metazoa; Arthropoda; Insecta; Hymenoptera; Agaonidae
Gene: klhl10
Product: kelch-like protein 10
Exons: 9
Coding region: 304-2310 (668 amino acids)
Molecular function (GO): protein binding
Source: RefSeq, a predicted model, not a curated record